Molecule: messenger RNA, 1450 nt
Organism: Aureobasidium subglaciale EXF-2481
Lineage: Eukaryota; Fungi; Ascomycota; Dothideomycetes; Dothideales; Saccotheciaceae
Exons: 2
Coding region: 334-1302 (322 amino acids)
Biological process (GO): inositol phosphoceramide metabolic process
Cellular component (GO): inositol phosphoceramide synthase complex; Golgi membrane
Molecular function (GO): inositol phosphoceramide synthase regulator activity
Source: RefSeq, a predicted model, not a curated record
AGUACACAGCAUCGAGUUCGAAGGCAAGAUUAUACCAUAUACGAACAGCAUAGUGGGGAAGAGUCAUAUUGCGAUUCAGAAGCGCGAAAUAAAGAAUCUUCGCAAAGUGAGCAUUAAGAUACGGCAUCUUAGCGCCCCGAGAUCCGUUUUCUCUCUGUAAUUUCUCUGGCCGACGCUCCCGCGUCAAAGCCCCAUCACAGACUCUCGAAGUGCUCUUUGCGACACCAGACUAAUAACAACCGCAUCUUUCGAAAAUCUCUGUAUUGACUGGCAUCCUGAAGGACAUCUGAACGACACCUACGACCGCUGGUAUAUCUCCCUGGUACGACGACAAUGGCGCUUCCCGCCAUCUUCCGCAUGUUGCGGCCUAAGACUUUCUUGUACCUCAUAUCGCUGCGAACCGGUACUGAGAUGAUCGCUCUGACGCUACUUAUCAACAAGGUGUCAGGCAUCUACGGUCUGAUCGCCAUCCUCACUGGUUAUCACCUCGACUGGCUGCAACUCACCAUGUACAUCUACUCGAUCGGCAUCCUCGGCGCCCUCUGCUAUCUAUCACCACACAUCAAGCGUCAGAGCCCGUUACAAUGUCUUGCCCUCGCCUGGCUCUACGUACUCGACUCACUGAUCAACGCUACCUACACUGCACUUUUCGGCACAACUUGGUUCUUGAUGCUCGCACGUCACAUCAACGACGACGUCUCUGGAGAUGACUCCAAAUUUCCCGGUGGCAAGAUGAUGAAUGAUACCGCAGGCUUCACUAGCCCCGAAGUCAACGCAACUCACGUUGAGGUUGUCGCAACUCCUGCCAUGCCCGGUCAAAAGGCUGUCGCUGUAGGCGUCAACGACGGCUCCGCCCUCGGACAAGCAGUCUUCCAGUCUGGUAGCAUCGCUAGUAUCACUGUUAUCUGCGCCCUCUGGACUAUCCGCAUCUACUUUUGCCUGGUCGUCGUGGCCUACGCCCGCGGUGUUUUGCGCCAGCACAUCCUCAUGACCUCCGCCAACAACUUCGGCCUUCAAGGAGGCUCCGAGCGUACCGAUUUGGCAGAAAACCCGUUCCGUGAGGGGCGCGAAGAGGGCGAGGGCUGGAAGGGUCGUCUUGGACGCGUUAUGACCUCGGUCGGAAAGGGAUACUGGCUUGGCAAAGAUGAUGAGGAUGAGUGGGUUCGUGGUACUGGCGAGCGCUUCACCAACAAGAAGCGUCUCAACAUCAAGGUCCCUGAGCCUGGCGUCGGCGAGCGCGAAAGAAGAGCUAGAAGCGGCACUGGACCGCCGCCGAUGGUCAAGAAGCAGGAGACAUCCUGAUCUAGGAGAUGAUUCACGUUCACGAGGCACUUGAUAUGUAUCUUAAUGUGCAUGUAUACUCAGGGGCACACACAGGAGUUCGGGGCAGGAGAUUUCUUUACGUAGCAAAGACCUAUUCUUGUAUAAUCGAUAGUUGGGUAAACACGGC